AUCAGGAACCAAACAACCACUAGAGAGAGAGAGAGAGAUGGAGAGCUCUAAGCCGUCAUCUUCGACAACGCCGUAUCCCGGAGGCGCCGGUGCCGGCGGAAAGUUCAGAAAGCCACCAAGGAAGCGGCCGUCUACACCUUACGACCGUCCACCACCGAGUACUGCCAAUAACCAAUCUCAGUCCGGUGGCUGGCUGUCGAAGCUUGUUGUCAAUCCUGCUCGCCGUCUCAUCGUCGGUGGAGCCACCAGAAUACUGCCGUCCUUUCUCUUUAACCCUGAAUCUUCAUCUGCCGAUGAAUAUGUGGACGAUUCUUCUAGUGAUCAUGACGAUGAAGAUGUAGAUGCAAUUGUACAUGCACUCGAUGAUGCUAAACACACUUUGGAGGUUGGAGUAUCCAGUUCGAUUAGAAAUGCAGGCCCUAGUAAUGAAGUGGAUAAAUUGAAGGGGAUCUCAGACCAUGUUAAUAUCCAACAAGAUAACUCAAAGAAGUCGACUGAUGAUCUUGGUUUAGAUCAAAUUGAGACCUUGCUGAAAGGGAAACAAUUCUCUCGGGAUGAAAGCAGGCGUUUAAUGGAGAUAUUGAAUUCUAGAUUGGUUGAUGAUUCUAAUGCCGAGGGAGCGGAGAAAGCAGCAAAUGUGACUCCUCAGGGGAAAGGUAAAGGAAACGUGUCGGACCGCGAACUCCCGUCUACAUCUAAUAUUAGGAAGCAAUAUGAUGUGGAAACCCCAAUGCCUCGUUUGCAAUCAGCUAUACAAGAUGAAGUUGCUGCGUCACCAAUAGAUAUUGCUAAAGCUUAUAUGGGAAGCCGAGCAUCAGAAUCGGGAUUUAAAACUUACGGUAACAACACAUCAACAGCUGGAAGGGAACAACAGAUUAAUGACGUGUUCCCUUCAAAACCCCAUUUUUUCACGCCUUCAUCAAAAUCAUCUACUUGUUGGCCCGGUGCCAUGGUACAAGACCAUCGCGGUUAUCUAACUCCGCAGAGUCAAAGAAGCAGAUACGGGCUUCAUAAUAUUCCACGCACACCGUAUUCUAGAACCAAGCCAAGACUGAAUCAGUUACAAGGUGAUGGCAAGUCUUCUAAUGUUUCUCUGACCACGUUCCAACAAUCUAGGUGGCAGAUAAAGACAAGUAGUGAUGUCAUGGAUGGUGGGUAUGGAUCAGUAGGUCCUAUUCGUCGUGUUAGGAACAAGUUUGCGUCAGAACCACAAUCUGAAGGACCAACACGUCGCUCUCCUGCUCAGCUCGUUUCUUCCUCCAGUGCUUCUAGAAGCUUUAUGCCCGUAUUCCAAAAGAAUCCGGUAACUAGUGGCACUUCACACCUGAAUACACCAGACAAGCAUGAACAAACUUUUAAAGCCGAGGCAGGACCGUCUAAUGAGACAGUUAGAAAGAUAUUAGAGCAUCUCGAUAGACACAAGCCGACCCCUAAAGAAAAGGCAGCCGAGUUGAAGCUAGCAACCGAAUGGAAACGAUCGCCUUCUCGAGAUACUACUUUAAAAGGACCCGAGAGUGGAAUAAGCUUCAGAGAUCAAAUGAAAACCUCAAAUGCAGAAACCAAAACGUCUACCACGGCUAAUGAUGCUGCUGCAGGGCCUUCAUUCGGUCUUAAGAAUACGGAUGUUGCAAAUGAGAAGUCUAGGGUUCCAGACAGCAAGGAAAAGGAAAAAAGUCAGCCAUGGUCAUUUGACAACAAAACCAACGGCCAAGAUCUCACUAAGAAGAGGCCAUCUCAACCGAACUUGAAACCUAUUUCCUUCAAGAGGCCAGACCCACAACAGGUUGUAUCAUCUGAUAAUGGCCGUGGAUUCACCUUCUCUUUCCCCGCCACUGCCAGCUCAGCAUCAGAGCCACAGCCACCAACGCCAUCCAUCUUGCCAUUUUUCUCACCACCAGCAGCACCCCAGUCAAAGGAUUUGCCUGUUACACCAGCUUACAGCUUUGGAUUGAACAAAUCAAGUGAGCGGGUUGUUUUCAGUUUCCCUUCUACCAGCAGUGCUGCUGUUGAUGAUGGCGUGUCUGAUCUUAAGUUCGAUUUUGGGUCAGAGAAGAAGAGGGUGUCGUUUGGUUUGAUAGGAAGUGAUGCCAUUGUUAUCAAUUAACCAGUUUCAAGGGAGUCUAGCAAGUGUUGUUUUUUUUUUCUUGAUAUUUUUGUAUCUGAUUGAUAUAUUCUUAUGAUGGAUUAUAUCGGGUGAUGAUUUGUAUCACUAGCGUAACGGUAAUCGGUUAUGUGAUUACAAAUUGUUAGUAACGAAAAACUUGUUGCACUUGGUGUUCAUGCGUUCAAUUUGUGAUGCAAAAGCACAUUGUUAAA
Messenger RNA from Helianthus annuus (common sunflower), 2316 nucleotides. Its product is annotated as nuclear pore complex protein NUP1. The transcript has 8 exons. Gene Ontology annotation, cellular component: nuclear envelope. Gene Ontology annotation, biological process: nuclear membrane organization. The record is from RefSeq and is a predicted model, not a curated record. Bases 38 to 2104 code for a protein of 688 amino acids. Lineage: Eukaryota; Viridiplantae; Streptophyta; Magnoliopsida; Asterales; Asteraceae.